UACACUCCCAUGCACUACACCGGGCGUCCAAACGCCAGUACACACUGUGUCGCCACCUGCGGAUGCCACACACACCAGCGGGACACACUUAGUGUCCCAAGGUGAUACUCUCAACACCAGACGCCAAACACCGGACUCCAAACACCAGAUGCCAAACACCAGACGCCAGACGCCAAACACCAGACACCAGACGCCAAACACCAGACAUUAAACACCAGACACCAAACACCAGACACCAAACACCAGAAUCCAAACACCAGAUGCCAAACACCAGACGCCAAACACCAGGCACCAAACACCAGACGCCAAACACCAGGCACCAAACACCAGACGCCAAACACCAGACGCCAAACACCAGAUGCCAAACACCAGACGCCAAACACCAGAUGCCAAACACCAGACACCAAACACCAGAUGCCAAACACCAGACGCCAAACACCAGACACCAAACACCAGACACCAAACACCAGAUGCCAAACACCAGACGCCAAACACCAGAUGCCAAACACCAGACACCAAACACCAGAUGCCAAACACCAGAUGCCAAACACCAGACGCCAAACACCAGACGCCAAACACCAGACAUUAAACACCAGACACCAAACACCAGACACCAAACACCAGACACCAAACACCAGACACCAAACACCAGAUGCCAAACACCAGACGCCAAACACCAGGCACCAAACACCAGACGCCAAACACCAGACGCCAAACACCAGACGCCAAACACCAGACGCCAAACACCAGACGCUAAACACCAGACGCCAAACACCAGACGCCAAACACAAGUCGUCAAACAUCAGACGACAAACACCAGGCACCAAACACCAGACGCCAAACACCAGACGCCAAACACCAGACGCCAAACACCAGACGCCAAACACCAGACGCUAAACACCAGACGCCAAACACCAGACGCCAAACACAAGUCGUCAAACAUCAGACGACAAACACCAGGCACCAAACACCAGACACCAAACACCAGAUGCCAAACACCAGACGCCAAACACCAGGCACCAAACACCAGACGCCAAACACCAGACGCCAAACACCAGACGCCAAACACCAGACGCCAAACACCAGACGCCAAACACCAGACGCUAAACACCAGACGCCAAACACAAGUCGUCAAACAUCAGACGACAAACACCAGGCACCAAACACCAGACGCCAAACAUCAGACGACAAACACCAGACGCCAAACAUCAGAUGCCAAACACCAGACGCCAAACACCAGACGCCAAAAUACGCAUCACUCACUAUGCCUAGGCGUCCACAAUUUACUGCGCCUAUUACACAUUAAAGGCCGUCGG
This is a messenger RNA of Procambarus clarkii (red swamp crayfish), 1316 nucleotides long. Lineage: Eukaryota; Metazoa; Arthropoda; Malacostraca; Decapoda; Cambaridae. The record is from RefSeq and is a predicted model, not a curated record.